Molecule: messenger RNA, 3469 nt
Organism: Brienomyrus brachyistius
Lineage: Eukaryota; Metazoa; Chordata; Actinopteri; Osteoglossiformes; Mormyridae
Product: ceramide synthase 1-like
Exons: 8
Coding region: 621-1697 (358 amino acids)
Biological process (GO): ceramide biosynthetic process
Cellular component (GO): membrane
Molecular function (GO): sphingosine N-acyltransferase activity
Source: RefSeq, a predicted model, not a curated record
UAUCGGAAGUCAGUGACACUCGAAACAAGCCGCGACAGGAACAGAGAUAUACAUCCGGCGCUUCAAAUUAAUAGAGAAGAACCGGGUUCAUCAAAAAGUGCCGAUUUGCAAUGGGGGGCCUCAAUUGAUUCAAACUGUGCGCAAUUUCUGCCACUUGUGAAGAAGCUUCUCUGCAGGGGAGUCGCUGGCCGGCGCCACAGGGAAAGCUAAGAAAAUUAAUAAUAUUAUUUAUCACAAAUGCUGAAUGAUUAUUUCGGAUUGUAACCCAUUCCCUGUAAACGUCUUAAACAGGUAAUCGACGCGUGCAGCAAUUGUGAACUGCAAAGGAUUAAUAGAAACGGAACUGUAAUUAGUCACAAAAAGUAGUGGCGGAGCCUAGAUCGCACUCUUUUCUUUUUCCCAGCGAACCGCUAUAGCUUUUUUUGGGGGGGGAGGCCUAAAAAACACGGCAUAUUCCUCCGUGCGCCGACUCCUGUUUCUGAGCAGACCAGCGGGCUGAGUGUAAAAGCGGCUGCUGGCUGUGCGGGGAAAGAGCGGUACAACUCGGCAUUUUACACUAAGAUCCAAGGCGAAAAUGCUUUAAAGUUGAAGAUUCGGACUUAUUUUUAACCGUUGGCACUAUGGAGGGUGCGAGUGUCAGGGCGCCGGAACCGCCGCCCGGCUUUUCGGAGCUGAUCAGCCGAGGCUACGCCGCUAUGCUCGGCGUCCUGCAGGACUGCGGCGACUGUGGCGUGGAGCUCUCCAGGCGGACCCUGCUGGAAAACGCCCAUAUAACCUGGACGGAGAUCGGGCUCUUCGCCAUGUGCGCCGUCAUGUGGACCGCGCUGCGGCUCCGGCUCGCACGCUGCCUCUUUAAGCCAAUGGCUGAGUGGUGUUGCCUCCUGCCCAAAGAUGCUGAGAAGAUGCCGGAGAGUGUAUGGAAGCUGAUGUUCUACUGCAUGUCUUGGUCAUACAGCACAUAUCUGCUCUUCUUCACCCAGUAUUCCUUCUUCCAUGACCCCCCCUCCGUGUUCUAUGGCUGGAAGAGCGGCAUGCUGGUGCCCACCGACAUCGCCAUCGCCUACCUGAUCCAGGGCAGCUUCUACGCUCAUUCCAUAUACGCCACGUUCUACAUGGACGCCUGGAGGAAAGACUCCAUCGUCAUGAUUGUGCACCACAUCAUCACUCUCGCCCUGAUCUCCUUCUCCUACGCUUUCAGGUACCACAACAUCGGGCUUUUGGUCCUGUUCCUCCACGACAUCAACGACAUCCAGCUAGAGUUCACCAAGCUCAACGUCUACUUGAAGACCAGAGGUGGCACAUUCCACACGCUCAACGACGUGCUGUCCAGCGUGGGCUUCAUCAGCUUUGGGGCCACCUGGUUUUGGUUUCGACUUUACUGGUUCCCACUCAAGGUCCUGUAUGCCUCCUGCAUAUCCAGUGUGGCGUCUGUCCCCAACAUCCCGUUCUACAUAUUCUUCAACUCACUCCUGCUUGCACUCCUUGUGAUGAACAUCUACUGGUUUCUGUACAUAGUGCAGUUAAUUCUGAGGGUGCUGAAGGGGCAGAUGGCAGGGGUCAGCGACGUGCGGGAGUACGAGGGAGAGGAAUGCGUGCGAUCGCGGCCGAAAGGACACGACGGAAACACGGAGCAGCAUGGCGCCGGGCAGAAAGGGAAUCAAGCGACAAAUGGGAUCGUGAAAGAAAAGCAGACGUAGUGACCUCACAAGUGCCACCUGCUGGAAGAUGCUAUAAAUACAAGCUACUCUGUACCUGUCUGAUGGUUUCAGGCCAAGACUGGUGCCAAUUGGUGUAGAGGAAUCGAGUAUCCAAAAAUGGCAUUUAAACUAUUUUUUUUUUUUUUAUGUAACAACACUGUGAGAGUUAUUUCAGAUUACCUUUGACUUUUGGCAACUUGCUAACUUACACAACGUACACAACAGCUCCAGCAGUGAGUUUAAAGCAGGGUGUGUUUAGUAGAUACGUCUAUAUUUCUAAGUCACAUGCACUAAGGAACCAGGGCUGACUCACAUUAUCAUGUGGCAUUCCCUAUACUAAUGAUUAUUUGAAAAAACUGGGUCUUUUUCUGGGUGUAAUCUGAAACUGUCAUUUUCAUUUCUGUGGUGAAGCGAUUUUUGUCACUAACCAUGGAAUCAGCUAUAUGAGAGAAAAUGUUUGUUUGAGACUCUGGAUUUUUAGAUCUGUCUUUGUAACGUUUCACAAUAUUACUUGUGUUCAAAUAAGGGAUAAAAUAGGAAUUUCUCACGUGGAAAAUGUAGUUUAACUUGUGUGUUGAAACAUUAAAGGUAAAACAGCUGGUAACUAAUAGCUAAAAUUUGUAGCAUAUUUAAAGUAUUUAAGUAAUUGCAUUUCUUUUAAGUUUUUUAUAAUAAGGGUGGAAUUUCAAGUGAGACCAUUGCAUGGUUCUGAAAUGCUUUAGAAGGUGGUUUGCAACUGUGCUGUAAAAAUUGGCAUUUUUUUGCCAGUUUCUCAGUUUUAUUACGAGGUCCUUGGUGCGUCGCCUGCACAGACCACUUGUGGGUCUGCUGACUUAUUGGCCAGUGUAAUCUGUACAAAUUAGACACAGUAGCUUUGAUACAAUCAAAAACAUACCUGCCCCUGAAGUGCAAAAUGCUACAUUUUGAAAAAAAUUGAAAAAACAUGCUUCACUUUAGUCAGUUUGUCAUUUUUCCGCCAUUUCGUCGUGCUUUUUUCCCCACUUCAGGGCCACCGUACUAACAGCCUGCAUGUGUGUAAGCAUCAUUUACUAGCACAGCUUCCUGUCCAGCUUCACUUAUCCGGGGAUCGCCUGCUGGUUCUCAGAACACCGCUUACACUCCGUUCCUGGGCCAGUGCUUCCGUAGGUGGUUCUCUAGGGCACAGGUGUGACUCCGAGUUCUUGGCUACCAACGGCCCUGACGUACCAGGCUGAUCCACAGGCCGUGAUUGCAUCAGACAUUCAAAGGGGAACUAUAACUAGUGAUGGACAAGAUGAUCCAUGAACCAUUUGCUGUACUUUCUGACCCCACUAGAUGGUGCUCUCGGGUUGCUUUUUGUCCUUGUUUUGAAUAUCGCCAUAUAGUGGGGUCAGAAAGUACAGCAAAUGGUUCAUGAUGUGUCAGUUUGUCGAUCACUAACUGUACCGUUUUCUGAUGCGUAGUAAAUGUGCAUGCUGUAAGCUUUGACUGUGGAGAAGUGGGCAUUAAGAAACCCCCCCGAUUUCUCAUUUUUACUUUCCAUUAUUUAAAACAUAGGAAUAUCAAGGCUGUGGAUUUAAACUUUUCAAACAUGGACAUUUUUUAAUUAAAGUGUAUAGGUGUUGCAGGUUUUGCAAGUGUUUCCUCUGUUGGUGAAGCCUAACAAAUGUUAGUUUGACCAUUUGAGUGAAACUGGCCCUUCUUAUUGAGAAAUGACCAAAUUAAAGUAUCUUCUGGACCAGUGUUAUUGAUGUACCCAGCUUUUCCUUCAAAUAAAAUGUGAAAACCAGAAA